GAUUAAGUCAGAAAUUACUACUAAAGAUAUAUCAAGGCCACCAUUCCACGAUCGAAAUGAAGCCCAAUCGCAAGUUCCUGUUCAUAACCCUGUUUAUAUUGUUAAUCGGAGAAGACAGCGUAGAAGCAAGAUCUAAAGGAAGCGGCCACAUUCCACAYCACAAGAAAUACAACGAUCAGCAGGCCGUGCCGGAAGAUCAGUAUCCCAUCGAGAAUCGCGCGCCCACUCARGAGGAGCUCGAGGAAGAGGCAGAGGAAGCCGAUGAAGAUGAACAGCCCAAAGACGAAUAUCCUGUUGAAAUUGGACCUGACGCCGAAGAAGAAAAAAGGCGAGAAGAAGAAGAGAGCGACGGGGAGUUUUAUGAAGGUGAAUCAUCAAGGCUGAAUGAUCCGGCUUCAGGCAGUGCUUCAGGUCAAGAUUCGCAAGACGAAGACGGCUCUAUGGAGAGUUAACUUUACAACGUAUAAAGACAAGGAUGGAAAGCAAUUACAGAGGGUUUAAGAACUGAAGUUAUUACACAAAAUACAGAACUAUCGCAUAGUACAAUAUUUGCUAUGGCGGCAUAAGAACAACAUAUAACACUUCUUGCAAUAAUUCAAAAUGUUUAUUGAGGUUUUAACAUUGACAUCGCCUGUAAUAUAACAGCAAAGGUCAAACAACAACUUCUAAAGAGUCUGUUUACAAUAAAAGCGAAUGACUAAAUAGAUGUUUUUCAAAAUCAAAUCAAUCUAUGAUAAGAACAUUUAUUAUGAUUAAAUUGUUUUGAAGGACUUUCUACACCAUCC
Exaiptasia diaphana is the source of this 785-nucleotide messenger RNA. Its product is annotated as prothymosin alpha. Bases 57 to 452 code for a protein of 131 amino acids. Lineage: Eukaryota; Metazoa; Cnidaria; Anthozoa; Actiniaria; Aiptasiidae. The record is from RefSeq and is a predicted model, not a curated record. The transcript has 3 exons.